Molecule: messenger RNA, 3441 nt
Organism: Plasmodium berghei ANKA
Lineage: Eukaryota; Apicomplexa; Aconoidasida; Haemosporida; Plasmodiidae
Product: conserved Plasmodium protein, unknown function
Exons: 1
Coding region: 1-3441 (1146 amino acids)
Source: RefSeq, a predicted model, not a curated record
AUGAAAUUUUUAUAUAAUGUUCAACUUUUCCAAAAAGGGAUUGAAGAAAUAAAAUUGAUGAAAAAGUUGAUAUACGGAAAAAUCGAUAUCUCCUCGAUCGAAAAUGAAGGAAAUUACAUGACCAAACUAGCCAAAAUAAAAUUAUUAAAUGAAAAAAAUAAAAAAUACAAUGAUUUAGCUAUCUCGGAAAAAAUCAAAUCAUGCUCUUCCAAGAAAGGAAAAAAAUCAAGAAGUAACUCAUCGUCAAAUGGAAAUAAAAAAGGAGGAAAAAACGAAGACACUUCAAAUAACAACCAAAGUAGCGAAAACCACCAAAAUAACGAAAAUAAAGAAAAUGCAAAUAAUGGAUCGAAUGGAAGUAGCAAUAGUAAUGAUGGCUCUGAUGAUGGUGAAGAUAAAGGGCAAAAUAAUAACUUCAUAGAAAAUGAUUCAGAUAAUGAAGAAGAGGAAGAAAAUCAAAAACAAAAAUCAGAAACUAAUGAAAAUGACAAUCAAAACGAAAAUAAUAGCGAAAUUAAAAAUAAUAUACACUCAAACAAAGAUGAAAUUUUAGGAGAAAUUGUAUACGAACAAAAUAAUAUGAUAAAUUUAGAAGAAGAAAAUGAAGAAAAUGAAAAAAAAAAUAAUAUUAUAAAUAGAAGCGACUCAUCAAUUAAGGAAUAUAGCUAUGAAGAUUCUCGAAUUGAAGCUUGUAUAUAUGAAAAUAUAAAAACUGGAAAUGAUCAAAUAAGCAAUGAUAAAUUUAAUGAAAAUAAAAAAUAUUAUUAUGGAAAUCCAUUUACUGCUAGUAGUUGUGAAGAUGCUAUGAAAAUGUCUAUGGCAAAUAGUUCAUUUGACAAUUCCAAUGAAAUAAAUCAAGAUAAAAAUAAGACAAACAAAGCUGCAAAAAAAAUAAAAUUUCAAGAUGAAAAAAAUAAUGAUGAUAAAAACCCUCCACAAUAUACCAGCUUUAUAAAACAUUAUGUUACUAAUGUUGGAGAUAAUAAUAAACAUAUUUUAAAAAAUUAUAUGCUAAAUUUCCCAAUCGAAUCUAAAUCAUCUGGAUUUAACAAAUUAAAUAAUGAAACGAAUUCGCUUGAUUAUAAUAGUUUGUCUUCUAUAGAAAAUAAAAAAAAGUGUUGUAAUAUUCCAAAUUUCUGUAGGUUUGGAGGAAAUAAUAAUGACGAUGCCAAUCAAAACAAAAGUAACAACACUAGUAAAGGAUCCUUUGAAAAAUAUGAAUCAAAUGCAUUUAAAACAACUAAAAGCAAUGCCUCAGUUCAUCCAGGAUAUUAUGGCAAUUUUAAUUAUAAAAACAUUUUCAAUACUAUUAAAAAAUAUGAUUGUACAAAUCCAACAAAUUAUAUACAAAACUAUAAUUGUAUGAAAAACACCCAUGAAUUUAUUAAAAACCACUCAAUAGAAGAGGGAAUUGAAUUCAUUAAAAAUAAUGUAGAUUUUGAAAAAAUAAAAACAAGUGUAGAUAUAGAAAAUAUUGCAAGAAGUUUAACUAUGGAUAGUUUAAGACAAAAUCUAAGUAUAGAUAUUAUUAAAAACAAAAUAGAUAUAAACAAAAUAUCAAAACAAUUAAAUAUUAGACACAUAAUAUCAAAAAUAUAUAUAAAAAAUGCUAAAAAAAAUAUAAAUUUUCAAACUAUUAAAAAAUUUAUCGAUGUUAAUCAAAUCACACAACGUUCUGAUAGUUUUGAUGGAAAUUAUGAAUUAGAAGAUUUAUUUGCGAAUUAUAUACAGACAUAUGUAGAUAAUAUUAAACGUACAAUUGAUAUACAAGGAAUGAAAAACAAUUAUUUUGGAAUAUUUCAAAGUUGCAAUCCUCAAUUGGUGAAUACAAAUUAUAUUAAAUCAGCUGCUAAAAGUAUACAAAAUAUUAAUUCUAUGUACUCAAACAAUAAAUUAAAUUUUAGCUUAAAAGAACAUAAAAAAUAUAUUGCAUUCAAUCAGAAAAAAUCGGUUAAUCUAAUCAAAUCGUUUUAUAGCAAAAAAACUACUUUUGUUAAAAAAAAAAUAGAAGUUAACAAAAAAUUCUUAAAUAAUUAUUUUAAUGCAUGUAUGAUAGAUUGCAAUAAUGAUUCAGAAAUUUUAGGAUCAAAUGAAUUAGCUCAAAAUUCUUUUGCUGAAUAUCAACUUAGUAAAUUCGAAUCAUCCUAUCCAGAACAAUCCAUGGAUCUUGAAGAUAUGAGACUUAAAUCAUUUUUCAAAACAUCGAACUAUAACGAUGUAGAAAAUAAGAAAUAUUGCUCUGGUAUGUGUUGUGGCGGUGCAAAGAAUAUAGAUGCUAAUGAAACUUUAAAUAAUGAACCAUCAUUAGAACCAGAACAAUCCAUAAAUCUUGAAGAUAUGAGACUUAAAUCAUUUUUCAAAACAUCGAACUAUAACGAUGUAGAAAAUAAGAAAUAUUGCUCUGGUAUGUGUUGUGGCGGUGCAAAGAAUAUAGAUGCUAAUGAAACUUUAAAUAAUGAACCAUCAUUAGAACCAGAACAAUCCAUAAAUCUUGAAGAUAUGAGACUUAAAUCAUUUUUCAAAACAUCGAACUAUAACGAUGUAGAAAAUAAGAAAUAUUGCUCUGGUAUGUGUUGUGGCGGUGCAAAGAAUAUAGAUGCUAAUGAAACUUUAAAUAAUGAACCAUCAUUAGAACCAGAACAAUCCAUAAAUCUUGAAGAUAUGAGACUUAAAUCAUUUUUCAAAACAUCGAACUAUAACGAUGUAGAAAAUAAGAAAUAUUGCUCUGGUAUGUGUUGUGGCGGUGCAAAGAAUAUAGAUGCUAAUGAAACUUUAAAUAAUGAACCAUCAUUAGAACCAGAACAAUCCAUAAAUCUUGAAGAUAUGAGACUUAAAUCAUUUUUCAAAACAUCGAACUAUAACGAUGUUCAGAAAAAAAAUUUUUUAUCUGGUAUGUGUUGUGGCGGUGCAAAAAGUAUGAAUUAUGAUGAACCUUUAAAUAAUGAAAGCACAGUUCACUUUGAUACUGAGCAUUCAGAAGCAUGUGAUUGCCCUCAUAGUCAUUUAAAACCAACAACUAAACAUGAAGACGCUUUAGAAUCAAAUGUUACAUGCUUUAGCAAACCUAACAAUAAUUUAAGAUAUAUGAAAGUCGUAUUACCCAAUAAUGAAGAAAGCGAUAUCAUAUAUGAUGACAGAAAAAAAAUAUUCUUUGAUUUAGAUGGCAAUGCUUAUGCACAUAUUGUACAUAAUUUAUACUUUAAUGUAAAAGAUAAAUUAAUUUAUGAAAUUUAUUAUGUUGGCGAAAUUAAUUAUGAACAAAUCAGAAAUUCGUUGAUCAAAUUUGGUAACUACAUGGUUACUGAAAAAUAUGCGCCAUGCAAAAUUAUUAUGGAAAUGUGCAAAAAAUUCAACAAUUUAAUGAAUAACAUCCUAGGAAUAAAUAAGAGCGAUACAUAUUAUAUUGACAGAGAAAAUCUGGUCGAAGUUAUAAUUAAAUGA